Molecule: messenger RNA, 3547 nt
Organism: Centropristis striata (black sea bass)
Lineage: Eukaryota; Metazoa; Chordata; Actinopteri; Perciformes; Serranidae
Gene: riok3
Product: RIO kinase 3 (yeast)
Exons: 13
Coding region: 316-1845 (509 amino acids)
Biological process (GO): maturation of SSU-rRNA; protein phosphorylation
Cellular component (GO): cytosol; preribosome, small subunit precursor
Molecular function (GO): protein serine/threonine kinase activity; ATP binding
Source: RefSeq, a predicted model, not a curated record
GGAGCCUCCCCUAACAGUGACGUAUUUCCUGUUGAACCAAGGUUCGCUAACUGAAAACCGUCUCUGUCUUCUCUUCAACCGUCAGAUUGUGUUAAACCUCCGUUACAGACUUCUAAAUCGGCUUUUUUACAAUCACUAAAGUCCUAACAACUCUUGUGUGUCCUCGUCACAUCGCGGGACGUUGUUGUCAGUCUCUUUUUCGGGACAUUUUCGUCGACAAACCUGCCCUCUGCGGACCGUGCUAACGUUAGCAUCAGCGGCUAGCCAACCAUUCACUCCGAGGGAAAAAAAUCGAUUAUCGAUAUCGUUGUAAUCAUGGAUCAAACAGGAGUCGCAGCAGAAACGCGAAAGAGCCCGUGGGGUUCGGCGGCGCCGGCGGCCCCGGCCUGCUCUCUGGCUGAUGUGAUGAGCGAACAGCUGGCCACACAGCUGGACGAGGAGAACAACGCCUUCCCUGCUCUCAGCGAUCCGGGAGCAGAUCUGUUCAUGUCAGAUGAGGUUUCUGAAACGACCAGCGACCUGAUGCUCGCCCAGAUGCUGCAGAUGCAGUUCGACCGCGAGUUUGACGAUCAGCUCCGCCGGGAGGAGAAGAAGUUCAACGGCGACAGUAAAGUGUCCAUCUCCUUUGAGAACUACCGCAUGGUCCAUCCGUAUGAAGACAGCGACAGCUCAGAGGACGAGGUGGACUGGCAGGACACCAGACACGACCCCUACAGAGCCGAAAAGCCCCAGACGACCCCCAGGAAAGGCUUCACCGGGAAAGGCAAGAACAUCACCACCAAACAUGACGAAGUGACCUGCGGACGCAAGAACACGGCGCGCAUGGACAACUUUGCUCCAGAGGUCCAUGUGGGAGACGGGCUGGGGAUGGACCUGAAGCUGUCCAACCAGGUGUUCAACUCCCUGAAGCAGCACUGCUACAGCGAGCAGAGACGCAGCGCCAGGCUGCACGAGAAGAAGGAGCACUCCACUGCUGAACAAGCGGUGGACCCUCGCACUCGUCUGCUGAUGUAUAAAAUGGUGAACGCCGGCGUGCUGGAGAACAUCAACGGCUGCAUCAGCACCGGGAAAGAGUCGGUGGUCUUCCACGCCGACGGAGGGAGCCUGGAGGAGCAGCCUGUCCCUGAUGAAGUGGUGCUGAAGGUUUUCAAGACGACGCUCAACGAGUUCAGGAACAGAGACCGCUACAUCAAAGACGACUACCGCUUCAUCGACCGCUUCAGCAAACUGAACCCACGCAAGAUCAUCCGCCUGUGGGCCGAGAAGGAGAUGCACAACCUGAGCAGGAUGAGGAAGGCGGAGAUUCCCUGUCCCGAGGUGGUGCUGCUGAAGAAACACAUCCUGGUGAUGUCGUUCAUCGGUAAAGAUCACGUUCCUGCUCCCAAACUCAAAGACGUCAUGUUGAGUUCAGAGGACAUGAAGAACGCCUUCUACCAGGUCCUACAUGUGAUGCAGCAGUUGUAUCAGGAGUGUAACCUGGUUCACGCUGACCUCAGUGAGUACAACAUGCUGUGGCACGAAGGAAAGGUGUGGCUGAUCGAUGUGAGUCAGUCGGUGGAGCCCACACACCCCCACGCCCUGGAGUUCCUCUUCAGAGACUGCAGGAACGUUUCCACAUUCUUCCAGAAGAGAGGAGUGAGUGAGGCGAUGAGUGUGUACGAGCUUUUCAACGCUGUGAGCGGACUGAACAUUAAUGUUGAAGAAGAAGACGAAGCAGAGUUCAUCGCUGAGAUCGUGGCCCUGGAGAAGAGGAACGAGGACCACGUGCAGCGUCGAGGAAAGAAAACCUUCCCGGUGUCGUGUGAGGACGGCGGUCCUCCUUUAGAACCCGACGCUGACGACUAACGCCCGCCCGGCUCGCUCUCUCUUCACGAUCCCGCCGUGUUGAAAAAAAAUCGCUGUAACAGGAGACGGAUGGACGAGGCGCCGCUGCCUCCUCCGCCCCUCCGCCCUCGCCACCACCCACCUACUGCUUCCUUUGAACGGGCAGGACGGAGCGCCCCCUGCAGGCUGCAGGAGGAGCCUCUUUCACCGUGUUGGAUGAUGAAGUCAGAGCGUCCUGAGAGGCACCGACGGCUGAGACCUCGUCUCAUGGCGUCCUGCUGGGAUCGACCCACGCCGGACUCCACUCUGUGUUUUUGUAAGAAUCGCAGUAAAAAAAUACUAAACGGACUUCUUCUAUCCGGCUGCAGAAAUCUCUUUGAAGUUGAUUUUAAAUUCUGAGUUUGUGAAGAAUUUGAUGAUGCAGAAGACAACUUGUCUUCUUUUUCUCUUUUUUUUUUUUGGAUGUUUUUUUACCUGAUGGUGUUUCAACAUUUCAACGUGUAGCUUCAUCGCGGAACAAAGAAAAACAGCACAAAUUGUCUAAAAAUGUCGCCUGAAUUUAGUUUUUAAAAAUUCAUACUUGUAUAUUAAAUCAAGAAAUAUCUCAUCAUCAAAGAAGGAGACCUUGCAUCAUGUUGACUUUGUAUUUGAUAGUUUAUAAUAUUUGAUUUUAAAUCAAAUAAUUGAUUUGUCACAAACACAAUCAUCCAUAGCACAAGAGAAACAACCAUUGCACAGAGAACAUGGAAAAUAAUAAAAUAAGUAAAAUGGGAAAUUAAAAAAUUAAAUGUUUCAAUUUCAGAAAGAUUCUUCACUCGUUUUCUUAUUAUUAUUAUUAUUAUAAACUAUUUACAAUACAGCACGAUUCAAAGUCAGGUUACAGAGUUCCAUGGUCAAAAAAAUUACAAUAAUAAAAAAAAUUUAAUUGAAAAAUGUACUUGAAAUAAUGGCAAUAAUGACAGUAACAAUACAUUAUUAUUUUUAUUAUAAUUAUUAUUAAUAAUAAAAAUAUGUAUUUAUUAGGGUUAUUAUAGUCUUAUUGAGAUAAAAUGGUACAAAAAUGUUAUUGAAUGUCUAACUAAUUCAUAAUUAUUUAAAAUAAUUUUGAAAAUGAUUUGUUAUGAGUAUUAUUACUUUAUUUAGUAAAAAAAAUGUAACCAUUUAAUUUAAUGUCCAAUAAUAAAAUAAUGAUAAUAAUAGAGAUAUGAUAUGAUAUGGUGGAAAUAAAAACAGUGUCUUAAUUAAAAAAAAAGGUUUUAAAUAAUUAGAUUCACUACUAACUUUACUUUUCCAGAUUUACAGCUGAGAAAGUAAAAUAUGCAUCAAAGGUAAACACCAAAAAAACUUUUUUUUCCUUUUUUUUCCUGUCUGUUUCAUCUCAUUUUUUGGGGUCAAACAUAAACGGUGGAGGUUUUUAAGGUCACAGCAGUUCGGAUUGGUGUGGAAGCUGACGGGGGUAAAACUAAAAAAAUUAUUUAGUAAAUGCUUGAAAUUAAAUUGCAACAGAAACGUUUGUAGUCGUCUCAGCAUCUUGUCAUUAAAUGUAGAAGAUAGAAACAGCUUCAGAUUGUUUGCAGUAGAAAUAAUAAGAAAAUCUGGUGUGUUUUUGAACUUAGUGGAGAAAAAGUGAAGGUUUCUGUCCUCACAUGAAGUUUAUGGUAGAUUUAAUCGUAUAAAUUGCUGUAAAACUGCACUAUUAACAUUAAAAGGUGAAGAUGAAAAA